AUGUGCCGCAGUAAGGAUGGCUAUUGUGGAUUCGGCAAGGAAUUCUGCGGAGAGGAUGUGUGCACCUCCAAAUGUGAAGCCCACGAAAACUGCGGCAGUGAGUACCCACUUCUCUGCGUCCUUCAAUACACCCAUCCAUUAACAGCUGCAUCGCAGAAGACGGGCAGCCACCUUGUAUAUCAAAUUCCGACAGUGGCUACAAAAGAUCGAAUGAAUCGAACUUCUAGUCAGGAGCGCUAUAUUGGGAUUUAUGCUGCGCCGACCUAUGGAAAGCCAUGUCUUGAUCUCGCAAUAUCAGGCAUUGAUCUUAAACCAUGGACUCAUCUCAUCUAUUACAAGGCCAACUUUGAUUUUACCACUGCACAUAUUAUACAGAAUGGGGGCGACAACCAGACCUGGAAAGAUUUCACAGGCCUAAAGGCCAAAAAGCCAUUUCUUACGGCCUAUCUCGCUGUUAGAGUGAACGUUCCUCUAUUUGUUCCCGACCUAAAAAUUGCUUCACCUAUUGACGCUCGGAAGGAUUUUACUUAG
This is a messenger RNA of Aspergillus alliaceus, 531 nucleotides long. RefSeq lists its product as uncharacterized. The record is from RefSeq and is a predicted model, not a curated record. The transcript is spliced from 3 exons. The coding region runs from base 1 to 531 and encodes 176 amino acids. Lineage: Eukaryota; Fungi; Ascomycota; Eurotiomycetes; Eurotiales; Aspergillaceae.